This is a messenger RNA of Cantharellus anzutake, 674 nucleotides long. Its product is annotated as t-SNARE. NCBI's taxonomy places the organism in Eukaryota, Fungi, Basidiomycota, Agaricomycetes, Cantharellales, Hydnaceae. The record is from RefSeq and is a predicted model, not a curated record. The transcript is spliced from 6 exons. Gene Ontology annotation, biological process: Golgi vesicle transport. Gene Ontology annotation, cellular component: membrane. Bases 68 to 526 code for a protein of 152 amino acids.
UAUAGAACGCCCUGGUUGGUUGCCACCUAUAAUCUCAUCACUUUGAGCCCCUCUUGUCUCGGAAACCAUGUCAAAGGACCCAUAUCACGCUGUGCAGGCAGAAAUACAGAGUUCAUUGCAAACUGCUUCCAAUUUGAGGGCCUCCUACAUUAGAAUUCGCAGCACUGCUGGCGGAAGGGAAACUGAAGAAGUGAUAUGGACGAGAGACGAGCUCAAAGGGACUUUGGCUGCUCUCGAGGCUGACCUUGAGGACUUGGAAGGAUCCGUCAAAAUGGUGGAGGAAACUGGUCCUCGGUUGUUCGGUCUGGAAGAAGAAGAAGUGAUGUCCAGGCGACGAUAUGUAAAUCAAGUUAAGCAAGAGCUCGAGAAUAUUCGGUCUGAGCUGCUUCCCCCUCAGCAACAUGCGACAGCUAGAAGAUCUGGGCCCCAACGAACGCCAAACUAUGGGGUCCCUCCGAGCCAGGAUACUCCCAGCACUCCGAUAGAUGAAGAAUCGACGUGGUCUAGAGAGGAACAACAGGUAUGAAAAGUCUGCAUCACAACUAAAUUUACCAAUGCUGCGCAAAGAUGAUGUUGCACCAACAAGACAAAACACUAUCAUCGAUAUCAGGAUCCCUCAACACCCUAGCUCAACAGGCAGGGCUCAUUGGGCAGGAAACCGAGGAGCAGAACGA